GGCUCCGCCCCGCGCGCCGCCACUGCGAGCUGCUGGCCGUCAGUGAUGGGGAGAACGUCAUCGGUCCGUUAACAUGUAGCUAGCCGAGACGCCACAUUAGCUUUACACACUCCGGAGGGUUCAGCGUUUUUCAGGGAUCCACACUGCACACAGGGCGGCGGCGGCGGGGCUCAAAUAUGUGUGAACAGGCUCACCGUCAAAGCCGCGAUCUGUUCUGGGUGCAGUCUGAGCUGACCGUGUGAAAAUCCACCACUUUAGCUGUAGCCUGCUAGGCUAGCUCAGCUAGCUAACUGCCUGGCUAACUCACUGCUGAGCACUGCUGCGCUAGCCCGAGCCCAGCGAGUCCGCCGCCAGCAGCAGCAGUAGCAGCAGCAUAGCAGUAAUUCGAUGGUUAGGGAGAGGAGGGCUGGCGGUAAGAAAGUCGAGUCGUCUUCUGCGGGGAACGGGCCGUCUUGUGGAGGGAUAACUGCGUCCUGAGAAACACGGUGACCUGAGCCAUGGGGGCAUUCCUGGACAAGCCCAAGACGGAGAAGCACAAUGCACAUGGUGAGGGCAAUGGCCUGCGCUACGGCCUCAGUAGCAUGCAGGGCUGGCGGGUGGAGAUGGAGGAUGCACACACGGCCGCUGUAGGCCUUCCUCACGGCCUGGACGACUGGUCCUUCUUCGCCGUGUACGACGGGCACGCCGGCUCACGUGUGGCCAACUACUGCUCCAAUCACUUGCUGGAGCACAUUGUGGCGGCCGGCUCAGUGGAAGAGCUGCGGAAAGCUGGUGCUCCUUCACCCGAGACGCCAGCCGUGGAGGCGGUAAAGAGCGGCAUCCGCGCCGGUUUCCUGCGCAUUGACGAGCACAUGCGCAGCUUCACAGACCUGCGCAACGGCAUGGACCGCAGUGGCUCCACGGCUGUGGCUGUGCUGCUCUCGCCCGAGCAUAUGUACUUCAUUAACUGUGGCGACUCCCGAGCGCUGCUCUGCCGCAACGCGCACGUCUGCUUCUCCACGCUGGACCACAAGCCAUGCAACCCACGUGAGAAGGAGCGCAUCCAAAACGCUGGGGGCUCAGUCAUGAUCCAGCGGGUUAACGGCUCACUAGCCGUGUCACGAGCGCUUGGCGACUACGACUACAAGUCUGUUGAGGGCAAAGGCCCUACGGAGCAGCUGGUGUCACCCGAGCCUGAGGUGUUUGAAAUUGUGCGUUCUGAGGCCGAGGACGAGUUUGUAGUGCUGGCCUGCGAUGGCAUCUGGGAUGUGAUGAGCAAUGAGGAGCUUUGCGCUUUCGUCCGCGCCAGGCUGGAGGUUUCAGAUGACUUGGAGAAAGUGUGCAAUGAGGUGGUGGACACGUGUCUACACAAGGGAAGUCGAGAUAACAUGAGUGUUGUGUUAGUGUGUUUGCCAAAUGCACCCAAAGUGUCAGAAGAGGCAGUGAAGAAAGAUGCAGAGCUGGACAAAUUUCUUGAGUCUCGUGUGGAAGAGCUCAUAGAGAAAGCAGGCGAGGGGGGCAUUCCUGACCUGGUACAUGUCAUGAGAAACCUCGCCACAGAGAAUAUCCCAAACCUCCCACCAGGGGGAGGCCUCCCCAGCAAGCACAGUGUUAUCGAGGCCGUGUACAACCGGCUCAAUCCCCAAAGAGAAGAAGAUGGGCCCUCCUGUUUCAUUUGAAUGGUGCAGACCUUGAGGACCCCUGGUAAACCUGCUCAGCCGGAGAGCAUGACCCCUUAAAGGAUCAAUCCCUCUGUCCGGAAGACACCCUUCAUACUUUUAUUUCCCUUUUUUGUAAGAAACCCAGAUUGAUUGGGAUGUCAGUAAUGAUUUGAACAGAAAAAGCAGCAAAUCCAAAAGGAUUGCACACUUCUUUUUGAUUUUUUUUUUGUUUGUCUUGCUUAAAUAUGAGGGAAAAGAGAAGAUCUUCAACGUUAGGAAACACAUCACAAAUCAAAAUACACAUCAAACAAUAAAGACAGACUUUUUGCGCUUUUUUUUUCUUCUCUUUUUUGUGGUUGUUGGUGUUCUUGUUGAAACUGAUGUUUGGGGUGAUGCACGCCCAUAAGCGCUGUGGUGCCUUUUUCUAGUCGGCUACGGAUGGGGAACUUGGGCUAGUGGCAGAUCCACGGCCUUCCGCCCAGAGCACAAUAGAACAGAUGGGCAAAGUGAGACCACUGCUACCCCCUUAACUUGGAGGGGGGUGCUUAUUCAGGAUUUCCUUGACUGGUGAUUGCAUGUGGAACAAGUUUGGAGCAAUUGCUACGUUACUACAUACCCUGUGUGGAAAGGUUUGGAGCUUGAUGGCUUUUUGCACCUUUUACACCCUCUCUCGCCACCGCCACCACCCCCCACCCCCCCCCCCCCCAACAAACACACAAGCUCUGACAGACGUUUCUGGAGAGAGACUGCGUCAAUAUUGCUUCACCCUGCAGUUUAUCACUCAUUUGGUUGUUAUAAGCUUUUAAUCCUGCUGUUUCAGAGAAUAUAGAAUAUAUAGAGAGAGAUAUAUAAAUUCAUAUAUUUUUUCCCUCCUUGAGUAUUGUGUCGUUUAUGGCUUACUGUUUAAGAAGCAAUAGACGUGACAAAGGUUUGCGUGUUCAAGUCAUUCCAUGUCAGAUCCCUGGGGAUUAAUGUCCCCUGUCAGAAAGUCCUUGCGGUCACUGUCUUCUUUUUCUUACAGGCCUCAUCUUACUACAUAUCUAUAAAUAUUAGAUGGUUGAUGUUGAAAAUUCAAGAACAGUAUUAGUUUUAAACAUUUUUCAAGUAGGGGCUCUGAGUGGCUCAGCAGAACAAGACACUGACCUAAGGCCUGAGGAUCACAAGUUAGAAUCCCAGGUUAUACUAGUUCUCACCAUCAGCAGCCGGAGUCUGAGAGAGCACAAUAAUUCAUGUAUUCUCUCGUGACUGAGCUUUCUCCCCACAUCAUUUCCACUGCGAUGCUGGCCGGUGCAGGUGCCGUUUGGCGCUUUUCUCCAAGAGCUUUGGCGGCAGUUCAGAAAGGCUGACUUGAUCUGUCAGAGGAGGCAUGCUCUAGUCCUCAUUGAAAACUCUUACUAUUAAAAACACAAAUAUUUAAAUUAAAUGUUUUUUAUAAACCAUCUGUAUAGAGUUGUAAUAUGUUUGUUAAAUGAAAUCCACUGUAUUUACUUAAACAAUAAACUAAGGAUAGUGAACUAAGUAAAGUUUGAGUUAUAGAAAAGUGGCCAUGAACACUAAAAAAAAAACAAAAAAAAAAAAACACAGCUACAGCUACUCCUAAUUCUAUACCAGAUGACCUAAAAAGCCCUAUUCUUCAGGAGAUUUGAUGUGGAAUGAUUAGUGUGUAUGUAGGUGUGUGUGGCUGGUGUCAGAAGAAUGAAGUGUAUGAAUUACUCUGGACAUACUGGGAUUGUACAAGUUAUGUGCUACUCUGACCAGGUUGCCCCAAAAAUCUGUGGGCAUUGUAUGCUAAAAGGGAGCAACGUGAUGCCCAAGAAAGACAAGCUACUACUCAUCACCUCCUCCAGCACUUCUCUUUGUAUCAUAUCUCUGCCUUCUUUCCUCCUUUCUCAGUUCUCACCGUCACAAUGCACAACUGAACUCUUCAAACAACCUGCCUUUGUUUUUUUUUUCUUUUUUGUCCUCAGAGUAUAUUGUAAAAUGGUGUGGGUUUUUUUGUUUGUUUUGGUUAGCUGAACAUGAAAAUACAAGCUUUAUGAUGAAUUUCUGCAUUAUUUUCAGACUCAGCGUACAAGUGUGAUACUGGUUUUGCUCAAAAUGCAUUUUCUGGAGUACUAGAUGACUUCAGAAUUAAUUGCAAACAUGAGAACUGCAAGGUGAACUUGAGCAGAACAAUAAAGAUCAAGUAAAAGCUGUUCCUCA
Molecule: messenger RNA, 3842 nt
Organism: Astyanax mexicanus (Mexican tetra)
Lineage: Eukaryota; Metazoa; Chordata; Actinopteri; Characiformes; Acestrorhamphidae
Gene: ppm1ba
Product: protein phosphatase, Mg2+/Mn2+ dependent, 1Ba
Exons: 7
Coding region: 498-1658 (386 amino acids)
Biological process (GO): protein dephosphorylation; positive regulation of canonical NF-kappaB signal transduction; negative regulation of canonical NF-kappaB signal transduction
Cellular component (GO): cytosol; nucleus
Molecular function (GO): magnesium ion binding; manganese ion binding; protein serine/threonine phosphatase activity
Source: RefSeq, a predicted model, not a curated record